UUAAGCAGUAAAUACUACGAACUACGUAGUACAUAGUAGUGUAGUACACUAGUACCUACCGUGACAGUAUUCACAUUAGUAGGAGACAGGAGUGUCGGACUUUGUUCUGUAGUUGUGACUGUAGUGACUUAAAUUUUUUUUUCCGUUUCGACUGGAUCGACUCCGAUAGUCCGAUACAUCUGAUUGUCAACAAGUAGUACGUUUCUUGGUAGAUAUAGAUUAUAGACACGACUUUAUGCCGUAGCAUAGGUCGUCCGUAGAACAAUGCGCGCGACGUUCAUCUGUAAAUGUCACCUGAUAUUACGUAAUACCUUCCUUUGUUCGGUAAACAAAACAACAUAGUAGUACGACAGGUACACGAUUGUGUAUUAUUCUUAAAUUGGCAAUAAUAUUGUUGUUUUCGUAUCGGCACAUCACACAAACUUAUAUUAAUUCGAGAUAUAUCUCGAAUAUCCACGUACCCACCGCCGAACAAGAUAAUAAUAAUAUUAUCAUAAAAAUCCAACUCUGUUCUGGCAGUUGACCGACCUACCGACAUGGAAACCGACGGUGAGAGUGCUAAUGUAGUGGCCCUGGCAGGCAGCAUCCAAGAGCCGGAUAUGGACAGUGGUGUGGUGCAAGUCAUGGAGCCCAAUGACAAAACCAAAUUCAGACUGACCUUAGAGCCCAUCAUGAUGCUGUUGCUCCUGGGAGUGAAUGUCAGCAUGAUGGUGCAAACUAACCUAAUCGAAGAACGUGUAUGCAUCCAUAGUGAUCUCGGCAAAAAUAAGUCUGUGAAUUGUUUCAAUAUGACUGCAGCAGAACAAGAAAUAGUUCAGCCGGCUGUGGCAGAUUUGCAGAUGAUUAAAAAUCUAAUCGAAACAUUGGUGCCUUGUGUAACAGCAUUGUUUUUAGGUCCAUGGAGUGAUCUAAACGGUCGUUUGCCUUUGUUUUUAGCAGCUAUCUCAGGUAUGGUAGUAUCUAACUGUAUGUACUGUGUGUUUUCUACAAUGCCCAGUCUACCUCCAAUAAUGUUUUUGCUGUGCAGCAUACCUGUUGCCGUAAGUGGUGGUGGUGGUGCAUUGUUUAUAGCUUCAUUUUGUUAUAUUGUUGACAUUACUGAUUUCAAAACCAGAGCUUUCAGAUUAGGUGUAUUACAAACAUUUAUAUCUUUUGGCUCAAUUAUUGGAUCAAUACUAAGUCCUAUGUUGUACAGCAAAUCCCCUACCUAUGCCUUUGCCUUAAGUUCAAUGUUCACAAUAGCUGGACUUCUUUACACGUCUCUUUUUCUCAAAGAAACAGUUGUCAUAAAAAAGGGUACAAAUACAAAACUUUUCAACCUCAGUCUAGUAAAAAGUAUGUGGGAAACUGUUAUGAAGAAACGAUUUGGAUUUUUGAGAUGCAUAAUAAUUCUUUCUGCUGUGGUAUUAACUUUAAAUUUAGCAAUUGUAUUAGGUGAAGAUUCAUUGAUGUAUAUGUACCUACAAAAACAAUUUUCAUGGACUUUAGAAAAUUAUACUUUAUUCAAUGCUUAUGCAACAUUAUUAAGUGCUAGUAUUCCUGCAAUUGGGUUGUAUGUGUUGAGUACUAAACUUGAAAUACCAGACAUGUAUCUUGCUACUGCAGCUACAGGACUACGAAUUAUAGAAAAAGUCGGCUUAGCAUACUCUCAAUAUACAUGGCAAUUUUAUUUUGUGAAGAUUUUUGGUUGUGUGGUAUUGACCAGUGAACCCUUAGUUCGAUCUCAAUUAUCCAAGAGUUUUCCACCUGAAGAUUUAGGGAAAAUAUAUGCGUUCAUAAGUGUGAUCGAAGGUUUUGGUACAUUACUUGGUUCUCCAAUAUAUACCACUGCCUAUAAUAUGACAAUCCAUAAUUUCGCCAAUUUUAUAUUUCUCCUAUCAUCAAUAUUUGGAACAUUUGUCUUAGGCUUAUACAUAAUUAUAUUAUUCUUACUUUCAAGAAGUACCAAGACAGACGAUUUAUUGAUUGUAAACUAAUUAUCGAGCAAAGAAAAUACAAAAAUAUUUUUAAUGUAUAAGGGUACCUAUAGCGUUUUAUAUUGUUUAUUCGGUGAAGAUUUAUUUUAUUGAACUAAGUUGUACACAA
Myzus persicae (green peach aphid) is the source of this 2085-nucleotide messenger RNA. RefSeq names its product proton-coupled folate transporter-like. Gene Ontology annotation, cellular component: membrane. Gene Ontology annotation, molecular function: transmembrane transporter activity. The record is from RefSeq and is a predicted model, not a curated record. NCBI's taxonomy places the organism in Eukaryota, Metazoa, Arthropoda, Insecta, Hemiptera, Aphididae. Bases 537 to 1976 code for a protein of 479 amino acids. The transcript is spliced from 10 exons. Gene Ontology annotation, biological process: transmembrane transport.